Messenger RNA from Fusarium sp. VM40, 1764 nucleotides. NCBI's taxonomy places the organism in Eukaryota, Fungi, Ascomycota, Sordariomycetes, Hypocreales, Nectriaceae. The record is from the annotation of a GenBank genome assembly.
AUGGCCUCUCACGCUCCCGACAUCAUCACACUCGACAAUCUGUCGCAGACUCUUACCCCAUGGAAUCCUCAAGGCGAAAGCCAACUAUAUGCAAUAGUUGAUAUGGGAAGCAACGGUAUUCGGUUCUCUAUCACAUCUCUGGCUCCCCCAUUUACACGCCUCCUUCGUCCCAUCUACUCAACUCGCGCUUCUAUUUCACUUUUUGAUGCGCUCAAGUCCACCCCAAGAGGUCUUGUGUUUCUACCCGAAACCAUCGCUGCUGUCUCUCAGACGCUGGAGCGUUUUCACCAGCUUGCGGUGCGGCAUGGAGUACCUACACGACACAUCACCAUCCUCGCCACUGAAGCCAUGCGCCGCGCCGAUAACGCAUCUGAGAUGCUCCAAGCUAUUGCUUCAGUGACCAACGGUCUCAAAGUAAGCAUCCUUGAACCUACAGUCGAGACCUUGUUUGGCGCUGUCAUGGGUUCCCGUAGCGGUCUUGUCGGCGUUGAAGGUGGCGCUUUGUUUCUGGAUCUCGGCGGUGGCAGCGUGCAGAUGACAUGGGUUGAUACCAGCAAGCCCAACUACGAGAUCGAUGCCGCCAGAGCUGGUGUUAGUAUGCCCUUUGGAGCUGCGAGAUUGAUCCGCGUGCUGCACGAGCAGCCUGCCGAUGUCCAGGCCUCCGAGAUCUCCAAGCUCCAAGUGGGCAUGCAGCAGGCAUAUGCAAACCUGUGCUCUCUGUUCCCUGUACUCGAUGCCAUCAGGGCUUCUCAUGACAAGGGGUCCCGCGUCAACGUCUACAUGUGUGGAGGUGGCUUUCGCGGUUAUGGAAGCAUGCUCAUGCAUCAGGACCCCGUCAGUCCGUACCCUAUUCCCUAUGCUAACGGAUAUACGGCCCCGGGUACACUCUUCUCUAAAGUGAAGCAUAUGCGUCGCAUCAAUGAAGAGCACGAUGGCCGCAUAUUCGGGCUCUCCAAGCGUCGCCGGCAGCAAUUCCCCGCCAUUGCCACUGUCAUUGAGGCAUUACUUGCUGCGGUACCCAAAAUUGGAAAUGUAAAAUUUUGCGGUGGUUCAAAUAGGCAGGGCGCGCUUAUGAUGAAGCUCCCAGUUGAAAUCCGCGAGUGUAACCCUCUCAAUGUACUUUCCGGGGUCACGGUGGAGGAGAAACCCGUGUUUGACGCUUUGGUGGGAACACUAAGAGAUGCACUUCCUCGAGAAGUGGACUUCUCCAAUGUGCCAAACGUUUUGGCUCCUGGCUUGGAUGUCGUGUUUGCACGAGAUAUCUGGACGCGACAGGGUCAUGACUCGGAUAAUAACUCCUCGUUCGCACUGCAUCAUGCAAUCACCCGAGACGCCGAGGCUCCUGGCCUCUCACACACUGGAAGAGCCCUAUUGGCGCUUUCAACCUCUGCUCGAUGGGGAGGUCACUUAAGUCCGUUGGAUGCACAGCUCCAGCAAAGUCUCUCCGCACUACUCAAAAGUCGGCACAUGGAUGCUCCUUUCUGGGCUUCAUACAUCGGUGCUGUAGCUGGCCUCAUCGCAAUGGUUUUACCCAUAUCUCCCAUGACCGCAGAUGAGAUCAAGAAUGUCAUCAGAAUACAAGCAAAGCUCAGCAAAGAAGAUGGCAAGAAAGAGAAAAUCGUUUUGAAAGUUGGAGUUGCCUCCGCCAACAUAGCGGGCAUCAGUCUAGAAGAUCUCGCUGAGAGAGUUGAGAAGGUCGCCAAAAAGAACGGAGGGGAGAAGCCAAGAUUCAAGAUAAAUGUUCAAGCGAACCUACUGCCAUGA